CACAACUGAGAAUCGUCUUUGGAAUUUCCUUCAGCGAUCGUCAAAUACGUCCACGUUUUAUCUAAUUCUUGAGACAUUAUCUUAGAAAUAACUUGAGCGCCUGCUAAUAGUGGCAUUGAAGUCCUGAUAUUUCACACCGGACUUACUGCCUACCGCUUACUUACAGAAUGACUGAGCCGGAAGAUCUCGAUGAGGAUCUCUUUGCCGAUCUGUAUGACGGGGAAGAUGUGCCUUCUAAACCAACCCAACAGGCUCCUCGUCCUAUUGAGCCCGAGCCCGAACUCCCUAGUACCGGGCCUCUACCUGUUAAUCUAGCGCAUGAAUCUAAACAAGAACCAGUUCAGCCAGAGCAAUUUGGGAGGCCGGACGACAGCGAGCCUUCGCAUAGUGGGCAAUUCGAGGGAAGUGGAGAACUUGGACAGGCUGAAGCCAGUAGAGCUCCUGCUGCUGAGCAUCCGCCAUCCCAUGGACCGGGAAUUAAGGAAGACGGGUAAGUUUUGUACAGUUUGUUUGUUUCGUUUUAUCCUCUCGCAUUUCGUUGUAUGAAAUGGAUUCAGUGAAAUCUUGGAGGGCUGGAGAUCCGAAAUGGAGGCAUUUCGAUGGCUAUUCUACCACAUAU
Xylona heveae TC161 is the source of this 619-nucleotide messenger RNA. RefSeq lists its product as hypothetical. NCBI's taxonomy places the organism in Eukaryota, Fungi, Ascomycota, Xylonomycetes, Xylonales, Xylonaceae. Bases 168 to 494 code for a protein of 108 amino acids. The transcript has 2 exons. The record is from RefSeq and is a predicted model, not a curated record.